This is a messenger RNA of Pleurotus ostreatus (oyster mushroom), 5586 nucleotides long. RefSeq lists its product as uncharacterized. Gene Ontology annotation, molecular function: cysteine-type peptidase activity. NCBI's taxonomy places the organism in Eukaryota, Fungi, Basidiomycota, Agaricomycetes, Agaricales, Pleurotaceae. Gene Ontology annotation, biological process: proteolysis. The record is from RefSeq and is a predicted model, not a curated record. The transcript has 9 exons. Bases 1 to 5586 code for a protein of 1861 amino acids.
AUGGCACUAGUGUCGGCACAUGAGGACCGGCUCGCCAUGCCACCGUCAGCGCAGGCACUUCUUCCAUCAUCGGCAAUGUCUAUCCAGCAGCUGAUUGCUCAAUCCCUUCCACCACGACGAAAUGCACUCAAUACAAUCAAACCUGAGGCUUGGUACAGCAAGGACAUGCCAUCUCAGGAUCUCCAGAUGCUUUUGACACGUUCGCUCCCUUCGAAGACAACCCUACAACAGAUUGAAAGGAAAUAUGGUAAAACAUGGAUGAACGGAAUGAACUCACUUAUAGACCCAAGAUACGAUGAUGGUCGUGAUCGUUUCCCACUCUAUGCGCUUACUCUCUGGAAGCAGCUGGGCCGUGUAGUGGAUCAGCAAGAAUCUUGGCAGAAAGCAUUAGUAUGGUUAGAGGCAGAAGAACGAAGUGCAGACCCUUUGGUCGGCGCAAUGAUUACCAGUGCUAUAGGCCGGCUAGACGAGCUUGGCUGGGAUGUUCCACUUCAAUACCUUCGUGGUUCUGCUUCGACCAGUCUUCUAUCUGCUUUAUUCAGCAACGAGUGGCUCAGUUCUGACCACAUGGACAUGGCGGCCGAAGAACUAAGCUUGCGAAUUGUCGACGACGGUCAAGCACAUCUGAAGAUACGUGUCGCGCCGGUUGCCUUUGCCAAUAGUCUUGCAGAUGCCGCACGCUACAAACAGGCAUAUUCGAAGCGGCAGACUCCUUUACUCUGCCGAUAUGAGCGUGAAGUGACGGCCAAGGAGCUGGAGAGGCUUUACUUUCCGAUUCAUGUUCAUGGGAAUCACUGGAUUGCGGGGUUCAUAGAUUUUUCUAGCAAGACAUUUGGAUACGGAGACUCUUUAGCUGGACAGGGAUCUUGGCCUCCUGAUACCUUUGUUCGCGCAGUCAGACGUUGGCUCGAUUAUCUUGACCUAGGCGCAUUCACCAAUGAACAUGACAGUUUGCUGCACGGAGACCAAACAGACAUGUUCUCUUGUGGAGUCGCUACCUUGAAUACCAUUGCACAUGUGGUCUUCGGUGAUCCACUAUGGUCCCAGAAGCGCAACGUCCGCGAGCGCAUCUCAUGGUUCAAUCGUCUAUCUCAACGAGUCAAGAACAUGGAUUCGACUCCCUAUGAUGCCGUUGAUCUAAGUACAGCACACCCCGCACACCCUCAAGACACCUUCACGAGCGAUGAGAUUGCAGUUGCUGUCGCAAUCGGUGAUCACAACUUCUUAGAUCUUGCCGCAUUUACUUCCACCGGCUGUGAUGAUCGUGAAUCCAUCAGUGUUGACCAAUCUACCUAUGGCAAGACACCACCUUCCAGUACUUUCUGCUCUGAAUAUGAAGCGAGCGAAUACGAUGCAAGUUGCUAUGCGUCACCAGCACCACUGCUCCCUGACGAAACUGAGGUACCCUGGAGUGAUGGUCAUGGGGUAGAUUUAUCGUUGCAGAACAGAGGCCUGGUUGGACUGGAGUGGGACGGUGGUGUUAAUGACCACCAGUUGGAUGUGGAUUGGGUGAAUUCGGAGCGAGAGAAGAGCAGUAAGGUGAAGGGAACAGCGGUGGGAAGGAUUGGUCAGCAACUCGACAGCCAACUUGUUCAAGUUCAACAAGUGGUCACUAGCAGCAUCGAAUGGGCAACUCGCGCACGUAAACGUUCACAUGGGUCAUCCACUGGCAGCGAGUAUAGUGGCUCCAAGUCAAACCCCUCGAAGAAGAUAAAAGCCACUGGCGCAGCAUCAUCAGGACACCCCCUGACGUCCCCUGAUUCACUCUACGAGCGAUGGAAGACAAAGCUAUUGAAAGACGACUCGUUAGUCAAAUUUGAUGAGAAAAAUCAUCUGAGUGCCCGCCAUUCCAACUGUGGUGUGAACCUCACCAUGCGGACACUUUAUGAUGACUCUUGCUGGAAAGCUCACUUGAAGAUUUGCAAAUCCGCGCAUUCAAGUGUUGAUCAGAAGAAAUGGUGUCGCUUUCAGAAAAAGCUUCGUGAAGCAGACCCUCUUGUUCUAUUCCACCACUCAAAACCACGCUGUGUUCGUCAUUCUGUCUGUGGAUCAGAUGUCACCAUGAAAGCACUGUAUGAUACAUCACGGUGGAAGAGUCACCUCCAGGAUUGUGAUGAAAACCCUAAAAUUAAGGCAGCAUCUCGGACCCAAACCCUCCAUUCAAUGUUCGCGUUCACAAAGAAGUCUAGUCUGCAGCCAUCCCAGAAGAGGACUUCGGCCUCGAUGACAGCACCAUGUCCAGGUGUCACUAGGCAUGAUUCGGACCAUAUACCAACCUAUUUACACCGGACAGCAGCCAUUGGUGGGGGUGCUCGCUCAGUCACAGUCAUCGCCAAGGAGAAAUUUGGUUCAUUAUUUUCCAAGCUCAAGGCGAAGCUGAAGAAGAUAGUUUUGGACCAACAAUUCCACGAGCACCAAUGGCAGAAUGACCAUGCCAACGAGCGUGUGUUCUCUGCACAGUAUUGCAAGAAAGUAGUCAAUGUGCAGAGUAAGGAUGAUCCUCCACUCCCCUGCACGCCGUGUAAAUCACUUCUUACCAACAAAGCAUUCAAAAAUGCCAUCCAACGACCAAUGCCUAAGGAUAAGAAUUUCAUAUUCACUAACUACCGGUUCCGCCCUCAGUUACUCGGCGAGAUAUAUGCUCGCUCAAUUGGCUUAAAAGAUAUUAUUAUAUCAUCGGAUGCUAAGAAUACCCCUUGUAUCCGUUUCGCAGAGGGUGUGCUUGCCGGAAAGUACAAAGACCUAUCUGUCUUUACGGGACUUGUUGAGGCCAUGGUCACGAAAGUCGACCGUACAGAACGAGGCGUCGGAACACAGAACUUCCAUUACGCUCCUGCAUGGGAUGAGUUCUGCCAUAUCAUCAAUAUACACAGCCCAAGAGCUUAUCAAGCUAUGGUUCGACAGUUAGCUGGCCGGGGUACACGCAGUUAUAGGGAGAAGGAGGCUCGACUACCCCGGUUUCCAAUGAAGAUCUGUAAUGAGAGCUUUCAGCGUCUGAAAAACCAGCUCACCGCUCUUGGCUAUGUCGGGCCUGUUGGACUCAGCUGCGAUGAUACUAAGCUUCUACCUUCGCUACGGCUGUACUGGGACAAGGACGAAAAUUCCUAUUUCCUGGUUGGCGGUGUUGAUGGACCAAUCCGAGUGGUUAAUGCCGAUGAAAUAAAGCAAGCUCUACGAGAUGCAUCAGUGGUCAAAGCAGAGAAGCUCCGCAUUUGGUGUGUUACGAUCCCUCUCCCGAAAGUGACACCAAUUAUAUUUGCCUGCAUGGGAAUCCCCAACGACCUCUCUGCGAGCACACUCUACGUUUAUCUGAAGCAAGUCCUUAACGGACUCAUUGAGAACGAUAUCCCGGUUGUUUCUUACGCAUGUGAUGGAACCGAGGUCGAGCGGUCAGUCCAGCGCAAACUAGUCGCAGAUUGUGAAGCCAGCGGAACAGUUAAGCGGUACAUGAUCGACUCGGAUGGUCAAGGGGGCACACCCAUCAAGAUCACCGUGCCUGUUUUCAAUGGACAGCCUAUUGUCAUGAUCCAGGAUUCCAAGCACGCAUUAAAGACUUUCCGCAAUAACCUCUUCGCAGGAGCUCGCCUUCUGACUCUCGGAAACCACAUUGCGGCAUAUCGAUUCGUUCAAGAGAUUGCAUUCAUGCCGGGAUCCCCUUUAUAUCAUCGAGAUGUCGAGAAGCUUGACCGACAGGAUGAUAACGCUGCCGCUCGCCUGUUUUCUGCUGCCACCCUUGAAUUCAUCGUCGCAACACGCCCACAAUAUGUUGGGCUCAUUGUUUACCUCUUCGUCUUUGCGGAAUUGGUGGAUGCGUAUCAGAAUCGAGCUAUUUCACACCUCGAGCGCAUCAAGAUGGCACUCCGCGCUUACCACUUUAUCAACAUGUGGAAAACAUACCUGACGGCAACCAAGCACAAGCACACGCAGCAUCUCAUCUCUCGCGAAGCCCUUGACAUUGCCAACAUAAUUAUCGAGGGUCUCAUCGGCCUUGUUCUUGUAUACCGAGAUCACAUCAACAGCAGCACGAUCCCAUUGCUCCCAUGGCUGCACUCUACGGAAGCCUGUGAGCACACCUUCGGCGAGGCCAGAGCUGUGGUAAAAGACUUCACAUUGUUGGAUUUUGUAUAUAUGGUACCGAAGCUCAGUGUCAAAUUGCGGGAGGCAGUCAUGAUGGCCAAGGUUACGGGCGAGAAGAAGACUGCAAGUGGGUAUUGCCACACCUAUUUCGACUGCGAUACGUCCAACCUAGCUGCACUAGCUGUAUUUCCUUCCGAUGUUGACAUCGUGGCAGCAUCGAACGAGGCUUCUCAGGACGCCGAUAACUUAUUUGAUUUACUAGGGGUCCGUCCGUCGCAGUUGCACAAGAUCAUGAAAUCACACGCACCAGAACCCAUUUUACCUUCGGUCAACUCAUGGCUCAAUGACUCUGACGUCGACUCAGAUGACGAAGAAAGUGUCUGUGAAGCGCAAGAGUUGCAGAGGAUGGUUGAUGCCGAAGAAGCUAGUCUCAUACCACGCAGCAACAAGGAUGAUGAGCGUGUGAUGUCUCUCACUUGCACAGGUAUCGUGCUUGCUGUCGACGACUUCAUUGCAGUGCAAUCUAUGCAAGAGCCUGACGAAGAGGCCAUAGAAGAAUCCCUUGCCGAAGAGUAUUCAAAUAUUUGUACUUCACUGAGAUUGGCCAACGUCUCUACUCUAUCUGUACCUUCAAAGCCCCUCGGACAAGGCUCAUUCACCAUGAAUGAGAUCAGCUUCACUGAUCUCAUCAAUUAUCGACGUCUUCACCAGACUCAACACGCACUCAAGGCUACUCGCGUUCAACUUCGAGAAAACAGUGACGAGGAUCUUGAUUAUCUUCCGAAACCCCCGCAGUCGCUCCGCCUCCAAUUGACUCGCGAAUUUCAUGCCAUUCUGAGGGAGGACCAGUUCCGUGGUGUUACAACAGGACUCGGACGAGCAAAGCGUAUACAAGGCAGCGCUGAUAGUACACCAACAAUUGGUAACGCUGCAAAUGCUGUACUGGCUGCCGAUGCAGUCACCCGUAAGAAUGCUGAAACUCGCUCGAGGUUGUAUUCCACAGGCGGAUUCACAGGAAUCCUACUAUCUCGAAUCAAAACGGGUGAUAUUUCGACCACUCGUCGCCUUGCACUUGGCGACAUUGGGUUCAUAUUCCUCGAACAGGGUCUUAUGCUCGGUGAAGUUGUGGUGCUAUAUGCCAAAGGCGGCGGUAAGAAUGGUCGACAUGCGUCACAAUCAGAAGCGUUCAAUGUUGCCGCAAUGUCAUGGAUAGGCUUGAAGGUGUACGAGCACGUUUGUGGGCGGCGAUUUAGCAACAUCACGGAUACAACAUCGCAUUUCCUUACUCGUCACUUUGCAACCCUUCCCUCGCUCGCCUUCUUGUCCAGGCUCAAGGAUGCCCCGUUAAAACCUGCAAAUUCAAGUAGCAACAUGGAGAUAGAGUUGACGGAGCAAGACUGGGAAGUAUAUAGGCAGUUAUAUGCAUCGAAAGCGAAGCUAACAAAGGUAAUGGUACUAUCAAGGAAGAAAAAUAAGACUGCAUGGUUAUUGGACGAUUCGGAAGGGUAG